GUCAACAUUUUGCAAAAGAAAGAAAUUUUUUGUUGGAAAUUAAAUGAAAACCAAUAUUCAGUGAUUUCAUUAAACCUCAAACCAUGGCAACGAACAACGUCAGUAAAAAUCUCAAAGACUUAACACCGCAAGAGUUUACAGAAUUUUUCAAUUCAUUCGAUUUGGUUUUAUGCGAUUGUGAUGGAGUUCUAUGGAUGGGAUGUGGAUUGGCAUUACCUAGGGCCGUUGAGGGAGUGCAGCUGCUAAAGGAUAAAGGCAAACUAGUGAAAUUUGUAUCGAACAACAGCAUGAGAUCGGAUCAACAGUAUGCGGAAAAAUUUGUUCAGCUGGGUAUGAGGGAUUACAAAGUGGCCAAAACAAUGGCCUGGUAUUUGAAAAAUAUCAACCCUGAAGCCAUUGUUUAUCCACUGUUAACCCCAGCAGCCAUAGAAGCUUUGCUCAGAUACGGCAUCAGAGUGGUACCCAAACAAAUCGACAUGAAUGCUUUGACUUUUAGCAACUUCACCCAGUAUAUGGUGGAACACGACCCACCUAGAGUAGAUGCUGUUAUAGCUGAUGCCUGGCUGGCUACAAGUUUUGCGCAUCUUGUCAAAGCCUUGCAAUACCUCAAAGACCCCAAAUGUCAACUAAUAUUAGGAGCUAUGGAUGCUAUGCUGCCAGUGAAUGCGGAUCUCGCUAUACCAGGCUUUUUGGAUUUUUAUGAAUUUCUUAAAAAAUAUUCUAAUAAAACUCCCAUAACAAUGGGAAAACCAUCAAAACUUUUGGAAGAAUUUGUCAAACAUUGUUUUGCCAUAACAAAUCCUCAGCGUUGCCUAUUUAUUGGUGAUUCCCUAAAAUCAGAUAUCAGCUUUGGAAGAUCUGCUGGUUUCCAGACAUUAUUUGUGUGUAGCGGCGGUAUUGACAACGAAGAGGCCAUGCUAAAUACCUUAGACGAUUAUAAACCGGAUUACUAUACCAACAGCGUUGCUGAUUUCAUUGAUUUAUUACCAUGACAUAAUAUACGCAAUAAAAUCUAAUUGAGAGUGAAAAGGUGAUAAGUCCACUUAUAUGAAA
Messenger RNA from Stomoxys calcitrans (stable fly), 1053 nucleotides. RefSeq lists its product as uncharacterized. The coding region runs from base 84 to 992 and encodes 302 amino acids. NCBI's taxonomy places the organism in Eukaryota, Metazoa, Arthropoda, Insecta, Diptera, Muscidae. Gene Ontology annotation, molecular function: phosphatase activity. The record is from RefSeq and is a predicted model, not a curated record. Gene Ontology annotation, cellular component: cytoplasm. The transcript has 3 exons.